Acinonyx jubatus (cheetah) is the source of this 7426-nucleotide messenger RNA. It is a transcript of the gene ITK, whose product is annotated as IL2 inducible T cell kinase. The record is from RefSeq and is a predicted model, not a curated record. Gene Ontology annotation, molecular function: non-membrane spanning protein tyrosine kinase activity; protein binding; ATP binding. The transcript is spliced from 17 exons. NCBI's taxonomy places the organism in Eukaryota, Metazoa, Chordata, Mammalia, Carnivora, Felidae. Bases 293 to 2155 code for a protein of 620 amino acids. Gene Ontology annotation, biological process: B cell receptor signaling pathway; T cell receptor signaling pathway; intracellular signal transduction.
GAAUCUUCAAAUAUCAUUUCCAAACCAUACAGCAAAGGGUAUGUGUAGUUUUUACAUAUGCCUCUUAGUUUUGUGAAUUUCGAAAGGAUGUGGUUACGGCCUGUGACAUCAGAGGAGAAGCUCCACAUUGUUGACUGAACACUGAUAGAAAGAUAACAUCGGAGGCAAGAGGCCUUUUAACAGCUCUCUGAAAGUCAACUGCCUCCCCAGUGCAUUCCUUGCCCUGAAGCUCUGUCCUUUGGCUGUGCUACAGGGUGAUGCCCAAGGUGCAUCACUUCUCAAGAACUGGAUCAUGAACAACUUUAUCCUCCUAGAGGAACAGCUCAUCAAGAAAUCGCAACAAAAGAGAAGAACUUCUCCCUCCAACUUUAAAGUCCGCUUCUUUGUUUUAACCAAAACCAGCCUGGCGUACUUUGAGAACCGUCAUGGGAAAAAGCGCACAUUGAAGGGCUCCAUUGAACUCUCCCGAAUCAAAUGUGUUGAGAUUGUGAAAAGUGACAUUAGUAUCCCAUGCCACUAUAAAUAUCCAUUUCAGGUUGUGCAUGACAAUUACCUCCUGUAUGUGUUUGCUCCAGACCGUGAGAGCCGGCAGCGCUGGGUUCUGGCCCUUAAAGAAGAAACAAGGAACAAUAACAGUUUGGUACCCAUGUAUCAUCCUAACUUCUGGAUGGAUGGGAGGUGGAGGUGCUGUGCUCAGCUGGAGAAGCUCGCAGUGGGCUGUGCCCAGUACGAUCCAACCAAGAAUGCUUCAAAGAAGCCUCUUCCUCCUACUCCUGAAGACAACAGGCGAUCACUCCAGGAACCUGAAGAAACCCUUGUCAUUGCCUUGUAUGACUAUCAAACGAACGACCCACAGGAACUUACGUUACAACGCAAUGAGGAAUACUACCUGCUGGACAGUUCCGAGAUUCACUGGUGGAGAGUGCAGGACAGGAAUGGGCAUGAAGGAUAUGUACCAAGCAGUUAUCUGGUGGAAAAGUCUCCAAAUAGCCUGGAAACCUAUGAGUGGUACAAUAAGAGUAUCAGCCGAGACAAAGCUGAAAAACUUCUUUUGGACACAGCCAAAGAAGGAGCCUUCAUGGUACGAGAUUCCAGGACUCCAGGAACUUACACCGUGUCUGUUUUCACUAAAGCCGUUGUAAGUGAGAACAACCCCUGUAUCAAGCAUUAUCACAUCAAGGAAACUAAUGAUAACCCCAAGCGAUAUUAUGUGGCUGAAAAGUAUGUGUUUGAUUCCAUCCCUCUCCUCAUCAAUUACCACCAACACAAUGGAGGAGGUCUGGUCACUCGACUCCGGUAUCCAGUUUGUUCCUGGAGGCAGAAAGCCCCAGUCACAGCAGGACUGAGAUAUGGGAAAUGGGUGAUUGAUCCCUCAGAGCUCACUUUUGUACAGGAAAUUGGCAGUGGGCAGUUUGGGUUGGUGCAUCUUGGCUACUGGCUCAACAAGGACAAGGUGGCCAUCAAAACCAUUCAAGAAGGGGCUAUGUCGGAAGAGGACUUCAUAGAGGAGGCUGAAGUAAUGAUGAAACUCUCUCACCCCAAACUGGUGCAGCUGUAUGGGGUAUGCCUAGAGCAGGCCCCCAUCUGCCUGGUGUUUGAGUUCAUGGAGCACGGCUGCCUGUCGGAUUACCUGCGCAACCAGCGAGGACUCUUUGCUGCAGAAACCCUGCUGGGCAUGUGCCUGGACGUGUGUGAGGGCAUGGCCUACCUGGAAGAGGCAUGUGUCAUCCACAGAGACCUGGCUGCCAGAAAUUGUUUAGUGGGAGAAAACCAAGUCAUCAAGGUGUCCGACUUUGGGAUGACAAGGUUCGUCCUUGAUGAUCAAUACACCAGUUCCACAGGCACCAAGUUCCCAGUGAAGUGGGCAUCCCCGGAAGUCUUCUCCUUCAGUCGCUAUAGCAGCAAGUCAGAUGUGUGGUCAUUUGGUGUGCUGAUGUGGGAAGUCUUCAGUGAAGGCAAAAUCCCGUAUGAAAACCGAAGCAACUCAGAGGUGGUGGAAGAUAUCUCUACUGGAUUUCGCUUAUACAAGCCCCGGCUGGCCUCCUCAAAUAUCUACCAGAUCAUGAAUCAUUGCUGGAAAGAGAAACCAGAAGACCGGCCACCUUUCUGCAGACUCUUGAGUCAACUGGCUGAAAUUGCAGAAUCAGGACUUUAGCAGAGACUCAGCGCCAGGCCACGGGCUGCAGAUCCUGAAUGGGGGAAGCAGAUUCUCCAUUCAUAGAGUAUUAAAAGCUGCCACCAGCCCAGGACUCCCAGAGGCAGCCGGCCUGUGGCGCCGGUCACUGAGCUGCCGCGGAGGCAGCACCCUGGCAGGGGCUGGCACCCAGCCGCAGGCAGGAGGCUCAGCCGCUGAACUGGGAGUGAAGCCAGAGCAGCCGCGAUGUCUCUACCCUCCUUCCAGCCUCUUGUGUGUGGUGCACGAACCUCAAUCUGACAGCUUUCAGGCAACGUUUCUUGCACUUCUUAGAGAAAAGGAGAGAUGGGGUAGGACUGUGGAUUAUUAUUUUUGUUAUUAUUUCAAACAUGAAAUAUAAAGUUUAUGGUCAAGGGUUUAUGAGAUCUAAAGCUUAUGGUCAAGGGAUUUUUACUUGACCUGACAACACAGAAUCCCAGGAUACGGGGCAAGAGAAAUGAGGAGUGUGACUCUUUUUCAAGGAGAACCGGCGAACUAAUUAAGGUCAGGAGGUGUAAACUCAGCCGCUGUGAUGUCGUCAGCCGCAGCUUCCUGCCGUAGAGGAUGAUGGAACUAAUGCUCACAUCUGAGGCCGGAUAAUCUAGAAGCAGCUUAAUGCAUGUUACUCAUCCAGCACAGUGCCACUUUCCUCCUUGAAGGGACACGAUGGACCGGGGUGAACGAUUUCUAUCUCAUGGCUGGGGCUGGCGUCUGGACAGAAAGAGGGCAUCAAAUGAUGGAGAACCAAAUGGUACAGAGAAAGGCCUUGGGCUGUUAGUACUCCAACACCCACCUUUAGUACCAAGCUGGGCAGGUCACUGUGCCUUCCCUUCUGCGCAGAAUGCUUCUGCAGGCAUCUUGGGAGAAGAUGUUUCUUCUGAACCCUGACUCCCCCUGAAGACUCCACCACCAAUUUUUCUGACCUCUAGGAUUAGUCCCCUCUGCACUGUUCCACCCUCAUCAGCAGAGGGCAGCAUUGUGUCGGGCAGUGUGGUCUUGCAGAGAAAUCCAAGCUUGUUUAGGCCCUAGAGGUUUGCAACUUCAAGGCUGAGGCUUCACGUCUCCUGAAAGUCUCUGAGAGGAACGAGGGGUCUAUUCUUGCUCAAACCAUCUGGAUACAAACAGGCACUGAGUAGGGUGCUUUCAAAGCGCACAAGGCAGCCUACUGUUGAUUGAGCACUGAAAUCUGCACAGUGAAUAUGUACUGAGCUACAAGCCUUAUCUGCAGAAUUUCAUUUCAUCCUGAGUUCACACCAACCCCAUGAGAAACUAUUCUUAUUCCCAUUUUACAGAUAAUCGAACUGAGGCUUUAAAAAGCCAAGACACCUCCCCAAAGUGACAGAGCUAGGAAGUGUAGAGGCUACAUCUGUCUGACACCAGUGCAGUUUCUUUAUUUCUAUUCAGCACUGUCUCCUACUGAUGAUGAAAGGGGCUGCAGAGAAGGAGAUAAAUAUAGCUGGGGGAAAGACCUAGAAAGCCAUUAAAGAAGUCAACACAGAAUGAUGUUUCUCCCACGUAGACCACUAUGGUUGGCCAUGUAAACCUCCAAGUUGGAAUAGGAUCUUCUUUUUCCUCAUCUGUAGCUUCACCUUUGUUAGAAUUAAUGACUUUGGAGUUGCUCAAUUAAUUAACCCUUUGAUUCACCCACCCCUCCAGAGUCAUGUUGCAGGAAGCCAUUUAUAGAUGAGCUUCAAAACAGCUUUGAAAGAUCCUCCUGUGGGUGUAUAAAUGCUUCCUUUAAUCAUCAUCUCAACUUUGAGUCAGCUGCACUCUUGGACAUUUUGUGUUCACUGAUGUAAGAGAGAGUUCGUUUUCCUACAGCAUUCAGAUGAAACUUGUAGAGAGAUUAUUGGGUAGUGUAGUCAUUCACUCUUCUGUGUGAUAUUUUGACCAGCUAGAGAUGCAGAUGCAUAGCUUUUAACUGUAACUAUUGGGGUUUUUUUUAUUUUUUUAUGUUUAUUUUUGAGAGAAAGACAGAGUGUGAGCGGGGAAGGGGCAGAAAGAGAAGGAGACGCAGAAUCUGAAGCAGGCUUCAGGCUCUGAGCUGUCAGCACAGAGCCCGAUGUGGGGCUCGAACUCAUGGACUGUGAGAUCGUGACCUGAGCCAAAGUCGGACACUCACCCGACUGAGCCACCCAGGCGCCCCUCAACUAUAAUUAUUGUGAAACUGGUUGCCUCAAGAUAAAACUCUAUCAUUCAGAAGAUGACCUUACUCAACAUAUUCAAAAUCAUCUCUGUUUACUUUUUGGCCUUUUGUACAUUCUCUUGUGGAACCCUUAAUUAGAGAUGAUUUCUGGAACAUCCAGCCUAGAAGGAAAACAUCAAAAUUGACUGAUUUCUGUGGUCUGGUUUCAAAAAUUACCCCUUGCAUGGUAUUAUCUUGUUCACGCUCAGAUUUGCUGGGGCCUUAACUGAACAUAUGUCAAUAGUUCACUCCCCAGUGUCCUGUCCUGCAAAAGGGGCUUCCUGUCUGUUUCUCUUUUCCCCUCUCACAUGUUGAAAAUUGUACCAUGUGUUCACAAAAAAUUCUCUUAUACAAAGUUUUGGUUCUAGACGCAUUUUAUAGAUUUUGCAUUUUGUACCUUUUGAGACUAUUUAUAUUUAGAUGUAUUGAAUAUUUAUUAGUGUACAGUCCCUGCUAGUAUCCAUGAUAAAAAUGUUACAAAUAUCUCUAACCAUUUAUAAAGCACACAUAGUUGAAGGUUGGGUCUAGCAAAUAAAGCUAUAUGUUUUAAUAAAUACAGUAUAUAUGGCCUGGGUUCCAUUUGCCCAAAUGUCAAACAACAAAAAUUUUCCUCAAAUAAAAAUGAUUACAUGGCUGUAUGUUCCACAAGCAAGUAAAGACUAUAUAUCAUUCAACAUUUGAUAUAAAUAUCAAAGGCUUCUUGUGUUCCUAUCAUAUACUCUACCGAGAGCUACAGAAACAAAGAUGAAAAAGGCAGUCUUUGGUUUUCAGAAACUUCAGGUACAGUUAAGAAGGCAGACAUAUAAACAAGUAAAAUCAUCCAGCAAUUAGAGCAACAACAGAAAUAUGGUCUAAGAGGAGAGGAGAGGAGAAAAAAGUUAUGGAAUCUAUCAGGGGAAGGGUGACAUCAGGAAAACUUCCUGGAACCUUGCUACUCAAAGUGUGGUCCCUAGACCAGCAAUAGCAGCAAGACCAACUGGUGACAAGUGUGAAUUCUCUGGCUUCACCCUGAAACUCACUGAACGAGAAUCUGCAUUUUCACAAAAUCCACAGGUGCUCCUAAGCACAUUAAAGUUUGACACAUACCGUCAUAGAGGAUGUAAUGUCCGACUCAGUUUGGAAGAUGAAUUAUGUUUUUUUCUAGCAAGCAAGUGGGCAGAAGUAAGAGAGAUAGUUAACAGGUAGAACGAUAAAGGAAAUAGAAUGUAUGAGGAAGCUAUUAUCAGCUUAUCCUUGCUGGAGUGGAAGUUGUGGGGAUGGCCACGAGGUGUUGGCAAGGGUGAGGAUGAUUAAGCAGGGAGGCAAAUUGAAACUGAAUCUGUAAAUCUAGAUAAGGACCAUAUUUGAAAAGACAAGAAAUGUUGGAACUCUACCUAUAGAUAGAAAAGAUGUCAGUGUGCAAAGAGAGAAGGUCAAAUUUCUGUUUAAAAAUAUAUUCUGGCAGCAACACAGUGAGUGUAUUUGAGAGAGGUAAAGCCGAUAGAAGAGAAGCCAAUAUGAAGAUGAAUUUCGCCGUGUUCCAAGAACCAGAUUAUUGUUCAUACCCAUUCGCUGUCAUCUGCUGUGUGGGUGACAUGGAGAAAUUGUAAUUCGGAGUUCUUCAGUCACAGUUGGAGAGCAAUGAAUAGCUUAGCUAUUCCCCUGCCUCUUAAAGUCCCAGCGAAAAACAGGCUGACUUAUGUUUUUGGUGUGUUGAGCUCCCCUGUUGACCACAUGCCCAUGUCCACUGCAGGAGCCGGUUCACACACCAGAGGACCACUGGGCACAAGUGAAAAAGCCUGCAACUUCUACUCAGACCUUUGUGGGACUCACCUUUGGGCUUGACUCCCACCAGGAAAUGACCCAGAUAGCAAACUCCUAAAGCGACUGGAUGAACAGCUCUGCUUCUCAGCGUAUUUAUCCUGUAGACCCUAUUCUCCCUGGAAUCUCCCAACACAAAAGUCCACUGCCUUGAGGAAGAGGCAGGAACGUAACCCAUUCAGCAAGAUGGGCUGUGUGUAUUUGUGUGUGUGUGUCUUCAGUGACUGUGAGAUUCUCUUCAAGUCAUGACGUGUAGUAGGCUUAUGGGAUCACAGAAUCACACAGUGACUAUUAGAAGGAGUUUUAGAGAUCAUUUACUUACUUUAUAAAUAAUAGUUCCCAUUCACCUGACAUUGCUUGGCACUGUGUCAGGUGUAUAAGAUGAAUAUGAUAUCUUAUCGGUUAGAGACCAAACACUUCACACUCAAAUUAAGAUAAUUCAAGGAGGACUUAUUUACAGAAGGAUUAUGUAGAACAGUGUGGGUCAGGUUUAGGAGAACCACAGAGUAGUACAGAGGAAAAUAACAGCCAAGGAGCAGUUAUCACCUUAAGGCCUGAAGAGACAGGAGGGAGAGUAGUCAUUUGAAUGUGACAGCAGAGAGUCACCUGGAGAAGGUCACCUUGAGAGGAGAGGACCUUUAGUAAGGAAGCCCGAGGCAACAUCACAAGGAGAAAGCAGGGGAAUAAAUACAAUGGCCCUACUCUCCUCCCUUACCCCAUCCACUACUGGGGUUACUUGUUGGCCAAACCCAACUGAAAGCCAGAGGAUGAGGAAACUGUAGCAGGGCCAUCCAUAGAGCUAAGUCCCCAAGGGAAAGAGCAGGGUGCAAAGAGUGGAGUGGAUUUGGAGAAGGAGAAGAUAUCUAGUAUGGACACCAGCCUUCCUAAAAGAAGCCCUUUGGCUACUAAAAAAGUCCAACACGUAAACAAACACAGUUGAUGUUUAUUAUUUGCAGAUUCUAUACUUGCAAAUUUGCCUACUCACUGAAAUUUAUUUGUAACUCCCAAACCAGUCCUUCCAUAGCCAUCCAUGGCAUGCCCAUGCCAGAGCAGUGAAAAAUGUGAGUUGCCCUCUGUGCAUAUUCCCAGCCCAGGUCAAACAAGGUAAUGUUCUGCCUUCUCAUUUCAGCUCUCACACAGUAAACAAGUAUCCUUUUCAAGGCUUAGUGCCAUGUUUGCACUUGUGUACUUUUUGUUGGUAAUUUUGCUGGUUAAAAUGGCCCUCGAGCAAAGAGCUGAAAUGUUUGUAGUGUUCCUAGAGCAAGAAG